Molecule: messenger RNA, 1344 nt
Organism: Aspergillus nomiae NRRL 13137
Lineage: Eukaryota; Fungi; Ascomycota; Eurotiomycetes; Eurotiales; Aspergillaceae
Exons: 4
Coding region: 4-1344 (446 amino acids)
Source: RefSeq, a predicted model, not a curated record
AGUAUGAGUGACAAGUCGUGGACUGAGGAAUUCUUCUUCGAAUGGCCUCCUCCAGAGUGGAUCAAUGCAGUUUACGAUGAUAGGCAAGUUUUCAGGCCGUUUUCUCCUCCACAGGGAAAGUGGGUUUUGGGAAGGUCAGUGGGUACUGGUCGGCGCCCUAGUCAGGAUCAGAUUCAAGUUCUAUGGCUUCUCGUUCAGCACGACGGGAUGUAUAUGCGCAAAUAUGUGGCCAAAGUAUUCCCUGGCUACACUGAAGAGAAUGCAUACUCGCAACUGCGACGAGUUCCUCCACGCAUACCUAAGAAGCUUCAGGGGGUAAAAGAUGAACUCGACCCAUAUACUAACGAAGCUCGAGUAUACAGCCGCAUUAAUGCGUUGUGUCCAAGCUCCCAAAGGAUAUAUUUUCCUGAGUUUCAUGGUGUCAUGACCGAUCUCGAUAUAUCCAAGUUCACCUGCGGUUAUGUUAACCGUCGAGCUGUUAUCCUCGAACUUAUCAGGCCAAGGCUUGCAUCACGACGAAUCCUAGCAGCAUGUACAGAAAGGAACCUUGAAUUCAAGAAUCGUCUCAGUGCUUUAGGGUUCCUCAGUGUUUUCGAACUGGAAUACUACAUUAGUCUUUUCCAUGACCGUAUUCGCCGUCUUUUGGCAUUACACAGACUCGGAAUCACUCAUGGUGAUGUACGAGAUGAUCAUUUCAGGCUUUCGGGGGACUUCCAUGAUACAGUCUUGUAUGACUUUUCCGUUUCGUACACAUUCUCUCCGGUUACACCUUACCUGAUCAAUUUUCGUCGACCACGUUCUUUGAAGGAUAUAUCUGAGAGCGAACAGGCAAUGGUCAGGGAGGAUAUAAUUGAACGGGCCGAAAAACUAGAUUUCCGUGAAUAUCUUGUUAAGUCCACCGGGAGUACCGAGUCAGCGAUCGUGGAUGCGCUCUUCCAACCUCUUGAAGAUGAAAUAUUGGAGUUGAUAAUCCUAAGAGUGAAAUUCCGUCCCGAUGUCUUCUCUAUGCCAUCAGUAAAUUCAGUCUUUCCUUUUCUUGAAUGUCUUUGCCCGACGGAUGAUUGCACGUGGCAUAUCCGUAGAGGUCGGCUGCUGGAAUCCUAUACGCCAAUUUGGGUAAUGUCCAUAGCGGAUAGUUCAGGCCAAACCGUCAUGGACUUUACUUCCGACCGGAACUGUGCUCAAAACCGGGAGGACGCAAAGGUCAGAUACUUACUUUGCUUAAUACCUAAGAAAUGGGGACUGGAAGGUGUCCGCAGUCCACUCGUGAGUAUCUGCUCGUCCUUGCCGCGUAAUGAUCACGGCUGCAUCAAGACCUGGCUGGAUUUUACGAACUAUAUCUGA